AUGUCUUCGGAGAAAGCCCAAAAUUCAGGCGAUACUACUUCCCACCCCUAUCUCUCCAGCCCUCCUCAUAACCUCACCUUUGAAGAUGUGAUCAAUGAGCUAGGCACAAACUCUGAUGACGGUCUCACCACAGAGAAUGUGAAGCAACGUCUCGAAAAAUAUGGUCAGAACAUGCUGGAGGGAGGCGAAGGCGUCUCCUUCGCAAAGAUUAUUAUCCGGCAGAUCGCGAACGCGAUGAUGCUUAUCCUCAUUAUUGCGAUGGCCGUCAGCUUCGGCAUUCAGUCAUGGAUUGAAGGUGGAUUCAUCGCAGCGGUCAUUGUUCUCAAUGUAGUCGUUGGAGUGUACCAAGACUUCGCCGCCGAGAAGACAAUGGACUCCCUCCGCUCCCUGAGUUCGCCAACAGGAGUGGUGACUCGCGACGGCAAAACUGCUACAGUCCCCGCUAAUGAAAUUGUUCCCGGCGAUAUGGUAGAGCUGAAAGUUGGCGAUACCGUCCCUGCAGAUUUAAGAUUGGUCGAAGCCUUCAACUUUGAAACCGACGAGGCUCUGCUCACGGGUGAAUCUCUUCCAGUCCAAAAAGAAGCCGAAUCCACUUUCGACCCCGACACUGGACCAGGAGACCGUCUCAACAUUGCCUACAGUUCUUCUACCGUCACCCGAGGUCGCGGCAGAGGUGUGGUAGUCGGCACAGGCAUGCAAACUGAAAUUGGCGCUAUCGCUGCCGCACUUCAUGGCAACGAUACUAAGCGUCGCCCGGUGAAGCGUGGACCGGAAGGCGAAACCAAGAAGCGGUGGUAUAUUGAGGCGUGGACCCUAACCACCACGGACGCGAUUGGACGUUUCCUCGGUAUCAACGUUGGCACUCCACUACAGCGCAAGCUCUCCAAGCUCGCACUGCUUCUCUUUGGAAUUGCGGUUAUCUUUGCUAUUGUGGUUGCUGCGGCAAAUGAUUGGCGAGGAGACAGUGAAGUCAUCAUUUAUGCGGUCGCGACUGGCUUGGCCAUGAUUCCUGCUUGUUUGGUUGUCGUUUUGACAAUUACCAUGGCCGUUGGAACGAGGCAGAUGGUCCAGAGGCAUGUUAUUGUCCGCAAGCUGGACUCUUUGGAGGCGCUUGGAGCUGUUACCAACAUCUGUUCCGAUAAGACGGGUACUUUAACACAGGGUCGAAUGGUGGCUCGGCGUGUUUGGAUCCCAUCUGUUGGAACUUACUCUGUGGGAUCCUCCAAUGAUCCUUUGAAUCCCCAGGAAGGAGAUCUGAGUUUGGCAGCUGAGCCUCCGGUGAAGCUGCAAACUGACUCUAAGAGCGGUGAUCCUGCGAGCCCUAGCGAAUUGCUCAAGGAUAAUGAGGAGUUGAAGUUAUUCCUUAAUGUCGCUGCUAUGGCAAAUUUGGCUCAUCUGCACAAGUCGCCUAACGAGGGAUGGCAGGCCCGUGGUGAGCCCACGGAUAUUGCUAUCCAGGUGUUCGCCACUCGCUUUGACUGGGGCUCUGAUCAUUGGACCAAAGGUGAGAAGCCCAUCUGGCAGCAGAAGGCCGAAUACCCCUUUGAUUCCAGUGUAAAAAAAAUGUCGGUUAUUUUUGCCAGACAGGAUGACGAGUCGGGCAAGGCACAAGAGAUGAUCUUCACCAAGGGAGCUGUUGAAAGAGUUCUUGAGGCAUGCACAACCAUUAAGUGGAGUCCUGACUCCCCUGCGGUGCCUCUGAACGAAGAAAUCCAAGAUGAAAUUUUGGAAAACAUGGAAGCGCUCGCAAAAGAAGGCCUACGCGUUCUUGCUUUAGCUGGACGGGAGCAGACCUCUACUUCCAACAGUGAUGGGACUCUUCCCCGAGAGGAAGUUGAGAAAGACCUUGUUCUGUACGGAUUGAUUGGUCUAUACGACCCUCCUCGCCCCGAGACUACCGGUGCAAUUAGCCAGUGCUACAAGGCUGGGAUCUCCGUACACAUGGUAACAGGAGAUCACCCCGGAACGGCACACGCCAUCGCCGCUCAAGUCGGAAUCAUUCCAUCGAACAUGGACACCAUUGCAAAGGAUGUCGCUGACGCGAUGGUCAUGACGGCGAGUGAAUUCGACAAGUUAUCCGAAGAUGAAAUCGACAACCUGCCCACUCUACCAUUGGUCAUCGCCCGUUGUGCACCAAACACGAAGGUUCGCAUGAUCGAAGCGCUGCAUCGCCGCGGUCGCUAUGUUGCGAUGACGGGUGACGGUGUGAAUGAUUCCCCGUCGCUGAAGCGCGCCGAUGUCGGUAUUGCCAUGGGUCAAAACGGGUCUGACGUUGCAAAGGAUGCGUCGGAACUUGUCCUGACGGAUGAUAACUUUGCUUCGAUGAUCAAUGGCAUUGAGGAGGGACGUCGCAUUUUCGACAAUAUCCAGAAAUUUAUUCUGCAUCUUCUGGCAGAGAACGUGGCUCUUGCUUUGACGCUGCUCAUUGGACUGGCAUUCAAGGAUAAUACCGGCCAAUCGGUCUUCCCUAUCUCUCCCGUUGAGAUUAUCUGGAUUAUCAUGGUCACUUCUGGUCUACCAGAUAUGGGCUUGGGAAUGGAGAUUGCAGCUCCGGAUGUGAUGGAUCGUCCUCCACAAAGCAAACAAGGUAUUUUCACCUGGGAAAUCAUCAUCGACACCCUAGUCUACGGCGUCUGGAUGGCAGCCCUCUGUCUCUCAGCCUUUGCGCUGGUCAUGUUCCAGUGGGGCGACGGUAAUCUUGGCGAAGGCUGCAACACGCAAUACAACGAUCCAAGCAAAUCAUACAGUUGCGACACAGUAUUCCGUGCCCGCGCAACAACAUUCACCUGCAUGACCUGGUUCGCCUUGUUCCUUGCAUGGGAGAUGUUGAACUUACGCCGCAGCUUCUUUCGCAUGCAGCCCGAUUCCAAGCGCUAUUUCACCCAAUGGAUGCACGAUAUCUGGCGUAACCAGUUCUUGUUCUAUGGUAUCAUGGCAGGAUUCGUGCUGGCUUUCCCGAUCCUUUAUAUCCCAGUUAUCAACCAUAGCGUGUUUAAGCAUACCGCUAUCAGUUGGGAGUGGGGAAUCGUGUUUGUCGAAACUAUUUUGUUCUUCCUGGGUAUUGAGACUUGGAAGUGGUGUAAGAGGGUUUAUUUCCGCCGCCGGGCUCACAGAGCGGAGAAGAAGGGUGAGGCACCGAGGGGCGAGAGGCGGAGACUCAAGGAUUUCAGUCGUCAGCCCACCAUGAGUCGGUCGGAGACUCAGGCUACUGGAGAUAUGAAGGUUGAGCAGUCUCUGGUUUGA
Molecule: messenger RNA, 3243 nt
Organism: Penicillium longicatenatum
Lineage: Eukaryota; Fungi; Ascomycota; Eurotiomycetes; Eurotiales; Aspergillaceae
Exons: 4
Coding region: 1-3243 (1080 amino acids)
Biological process (GO): calcium ion transmembrane transport; intracellular calcium ion homeostasis
Cellular component (GO): plasma membrane
Molecular function (GO): P-type calcium transporter activity; ATP hydrolysis activity; ATP binding
Source: RefSeq, a predicted model, not a curated record